Sphaeroforma arctica JP610 is the source of this 407-nucleotide messenger RNA. RefSeq lists its product as hypothetical. NCBI's taxonomy places the organism in Eukaryota, Ichthyosporea, Ichthyophonida. The annotation marks the transcript as partial. The record is from RefSeq and is a predicted model, not a curated record. The transcript has 3 exons.
UGUGCGAAUCACGUAUCCGGUGUUCGCUACCAUCAUCUUUGUGGCGCAGAUCUACAGCACCUGGGCACAGUAUAAUGUUUACCGCCGAGUGCAGAACGAGACAAUGGAAUACAAGGUGCCAAAUCAGACCCAAUACUGUGCGCUUUCAAUUCAAACAACAGAAACAAAAAGAAUGCGCUCCACAGCGUGAAGGACUGUACAGACAAUUCGACAUGGACCUGCACGUUCCCAGCGUGGAAUUGGGAGCGGCCAAAAUGCGGGGGGAAGAAUAUGACCAGAAACUCGAAGAGAAUACGAAUUCGAUCGAUAUGGACAUCAACCUCUCGCAUGUGGUGGUUAUCGAUAAUAGUGAACCAAAACGAAGUGACAGUGACAUGACCUACAGAACCUCGCGUGCGGGUAAGUGA